Messenger RNA from Rhopilema esculentum, 2181 nucleotides. RefSeq lists its product as uncharacterized. Gene Ontology annotation, molecular function: G protein-coupled receptor activity. Gene Ontology annotation, biological process: G protein-coupled receptor signaling pathway. NCBI's taxonomy places the organism in Eukaryota, Metazoa, Cnidaria, Scyphozoa, Rhizostomeae, Rhizostomatidae. The record is from RefSeq and is a predicted model, not a curated record. Gene Ontology annotation, cellular component: membrane.
UGAAGAUGUUAUUAAACUCCUAAAGAAAAAUUUACUUUGACAGAAUCUUAGCUUAGAAAAAAGAUUGAGAUUUCAAAUUGAUAACGUGAUUAUUUUGUAAAUAUUUGACGUUUCUUGUUCGGAGUUUUGCUUUUCGGAAAAAAAUCUCUUUGCAGAAAUUGAACAAAUGCAAAACAUCGCAGUUUAUAAGCAAUACUGUAUUUGGAAAUCAAAGCUACAGAUUAAAAUUUAAAUAUACUGAUAAAUAAUCGGGCCUUUCUUUAAUUAAGAGGCAAACAUAAAAACGUAUAAAUUCAAAAUAUGACAGAGCUUGCCCAUUCAAGAUUUGCAAUUAAAGAGGUAUUACUGGUCAGCUGUUAAUAUUGAAAACACAUCGAGAAAGAAAAGACAAGAGUCAAGAGAAAUAGAAAGUCGUUCAAAAAAGAUCCUUCUCUUGUUAUUCGGUAUACGAGUUUGCAUUGAUAGCAAAGCAGUUGCGAUGGCAGGAGAAAAGCAGAAUGAAUUGUACGAUGCUAUUGGAAUCGCAAUAAGCAUUUCAAACUUGGUGCUAAACUUUUCUUUAGCAUAUGCGUUGAAGAGACUAAAAAAACUGAAAAUCGUCUCUUACCGGUUCAUUUUCUGGUUGAGUUUAUCAGACUUUUUCGUUGGUGCAACUGGAACACUUCAUCAUGCUGGACGACUUUUGCAGGUUGACAAAAAACUAAUACUGGCUACGUUUUUGCUUUUGGGGUUCUUUUUUCAUUUUUCUGUUUACCUCACAAUAACAAUCGCAAUAGACCGAUUCAUUCAUAUGAAGUUACUUAAGGGAUAUGGCAGUUUUAUGACGAUCCGUAAAUGCAACGUAAUGCUCCUUGUCAGUACAAUCCUUGCUGCUGCAACUUACCUUUUUAAGAAAUUUAUCCCAGAAAUUUUCUUGAUAGCAUCCAUCUUCGUGUUUUUUCUUCUGUGUAUUGUUUAUAUCUCGACGUAUUUGUCAAUCAAGAACAGCGUCAAAAAGAUCGAACUUCAUUCUGGACUUAAGGAUACUGAUUUGUCUCCACAAACUGAGCCACGCUGUGCCAAUCUUGUCAAUGAUCACGAUAAUCAAAACAACAUUGGAAAUAACGUCAUUCAAGCGAAUUUUACACCCAACCCAGAAGCAUGUCUAGCAAAGCAGGGAGAGGAACAACAAAGAAUCUCUGCAGGAAACCACAUUUUUGCAAUACCAAAUAGAGAAAGAAGGGAAAAGACAGCAAAAAAGUGCAACAAGCUUGGAGUUGAGAAAAGAGAUGCAGCCGAAGAUGUGCAUUUAAGCAAGGAUCUUAAAUCUCAAAUAGUCGCUACUUCUAAGGCCAGAAGCAAAAGACCUGAAACUGAAUUUGGAAAAGCCAUGAUCUUUAUCUUAGCUGGUUUCACCAUAACUUUCCUGCCAGUUUACAUAAUACUUCUGUUUCAAACUAUGUCACCAAGUAUUGUUGAAUCAUUUCCAAAUGGUUAUUUCUUUUUGCUGCCAAGUUUGAACUCAUCCUUCAAUGCUUUGAUUUUCAUAGCCUUCAGCAGUGAGUUAAAACGUUAUUUCAAAACUCGUAUUAUUCAAAUAUACUGACUACUUUAUUAGCUAUCCAUAAGAUCAAGUUUAUCUUUCAUAGCUGUACCUUGAAAAUGUCUAUAAAUAAAAAAGGAACUGAUCUUUGUAAAGUGGUAUCAAUUUACCUUCAUAAUAUAGGCCUCUAUAUUUUUAUCUUGCAGCAGCAUUACGUUGUGGGAUACAUGUUUCUUAAUACCUUUGUAAGUGCGGUCAGGUCAUAUAAACAAGGCUAUAAAAGUUUAUCAGAUUGCAAAUGGAUACUGAUGGAAUAGGUUUUUAUAUCAAUCUUUCAUUUGAGAUUUUAAGAAAGAAUAAAAACUUACUUUGGGACUCUUUGUCAACGGCGUUGAAUAUGAUUUGAAGAGUCUUGCGAACUAAAUUUUCUUAAUUUUAUUUGCCUUGUGCUCUGUGACUUUUGUUCAGAUAAAACGAAAAAUCUUUUGUGUAUAUAAGUUGUAACUACAAGUAGUAUAAGCGUCCUGAUGUUGUUAGGACAUUAAUUAUUCUUCUUGUAUUUUCUUUUCGUAUAUUUUCUCAGGAUAAAAUUAUUUCUAAAGCUAUCUUAUUUCGCUGUGAUUUUGGGCACGUAGCAGAAAUAUAAUGAAUUUGAUAGU